AUGAAGAUACAUCGUCGAUUUCGAGUCGCAAAAAGUGAGAAUGAUAAAGAACAUUUAAUAGAAAAUAAAUCUGAACCUAAUCAUUCAAAAAUACGACGUGUAGUAUGGAAAUUUGCAAAAGGAACAUGGAAAGCAUUUAAAAUUGGUUUCAAAACAAGUGUCACUAAUCAACCAUUUUCGGUUGCCCUUGAACCAACAGCGAUAGCGACAACUGUACUAGAAUAUCAAACAUACAAAAGACAGCGACAUCAUUGA
Molecule: messenger RNA, 255 nt
Organism: Adineta steineri
Lineage: Eukaryota; Metazoa; Rotifera; Eurotatoria; Adinetida; Adinetidae
Source: the annotation of a GenBank genome assembly